CUUUAUGGGGCACUGGCAAACUUUAUAUUACAACUCUCAGUGGGCCCUCCCUUUUCCUCAUUGCUUUAUAGAUUAUACAAUGUGAGUGUUGUGCACACUGGAGCAAAAAGGGAAAAAAAUGUUUGGGUGUAUCUGUCUUCCUGCCAGAGACAAAGAAACCAAGAAAGCAGCAAGUCCUUGAGAACUGUCCACAGAACAAAGCUGCGAUUCUGACAUACAAUGGCAACUGCAGGGAAGGUGAUUAAAUGCAAGGCUGCAAUUAUCUGGGAAGUUGGGAAAAUGCCUUCCAUUGAGGAGGUGGAGGUGGCACCACCCAAAAACCAUGAAAUUCGAAUAAAGAUCGUGGCCACUUCGAUCUGUCGGACUGACGACAAUGUGCUGAAAGGUAUUUUCCCUGACCUAGAAUACCCGGUCAUUGCAGGCCAUGAAGGAGCUGGAAUUGUUGAAAGUGUUGGGCCAGGAGUGACUUAUGUCAAGCCAGGUGACAAAGUCAUUCCUCUUUGUGUCCCCCAAUGUGGAGAAUGUGCCUGCUGCUUGAGUCCUAAAGCUAACUGUUGCCUCAAGUCUCAUAUCUGCAAGCCUCUUCAAAAUCUGAUGCCAGAUAAAACCAGCAGGUUCACUUGUAGAGGGAAACAGAUUCAUCACUUUCUGUGGAUCAGCACCUUCUCUGAAUACACAGUGGUGCCCGAUGUUUCCAUUGCAAAAAUCAGUAAUGAUGCUCCUCUGGAUAAAGUCUGCCUCUUUGGCUGUGGGUUUUCUACGGGUUAUGGAGCUGCUAUUAAUAAUGCUAAGGUGGAGCCUGGUUCCUCUUGUGCCAUCUUUGGCUUGGGAGGCGUUGGUUUGUCUGUCAUCAUGGGCUGCAAAGCAGCUGGAGCAUCCAGGAUCAUUGGGGUUGACAUCAACAAAGACAAAUUUACCAAAGCCAGAGAGCUUGGAGCCACUGAAUGCAUCUCUCCUGAAGAUUUUGAGAAACCCAUUAAUGAGGUGCUGAUGGAGAUGACUGGGCUUGGUGUGGACUAUGCUUUCGAAGUGAUUGGACGUGUUGACAUCGAGGCUGCUGCCCUUGCAUCCUGCCACUUGGGCCAUGGCGUCUGUGUGCUGGUUGGGGCACCUCCUGCAGGAUCCCAGCUCUGUAUCAGUCCUUUACAGCUCCUGACUGGCAAGAAACUUAUUGGAAGUUUGAUUGGAGACUUUUCUUGGCAUCGUUUCUCAUCUGGUUUAGAUUUCAGGAAAUCCAGCGGUUCAAUACAUCACUUGUAGCAAGAGGCAAACUAGCAGGCGUGCAUUUCUAUGCAUCCUGUUCGACCAUCAUAUAUGCUGGACUGAUUUCUGCAGUUUCUUUCAUCCAAAUGCAACGCAACAUGAUCUCUAAUGGCAUUUUCUAAGUCAUGGUCUGUGGUACAAUAGAGUCUCGCUUAUGCAAUGCAAACGGGCUGGCAGAACGUUGGAUAAAUGAAUAUGUUGGAUAAUAGGGAGAGAUUAAGGAAAAGCCUAUUAAACAUCAAAUUAGGUUAUGAUUUUACAAAUUAAGCACCAAAACAAUAUGUUAUAUAACAAAUUUGACAGAAAAAGUAGUUCAAUACACAGUAAUGCUAUGUGGUAAUUACUGUAUUUACGAAUUUAGCACCAAAAUAUCACGAUGUAUUGAAAACAUUGACUACAAAAAUGCGUUGGAUAAUCCAGAACGUUGGAUAAUCGAGUGUUGGAUAAGUGAGACUCUACUGUAUUCUUGAGCAGUUUCAAUAGGCUUUGGUCUUACCUGUGGCUUCACAAAGUCUGGUAAUGUACCCCUCAUGGAUAUGCGGGCCGUACUGUAUAUGCAUGCAUGUGCAUGAACAACAGAAAAGGGAAUCUUCACCACGGUUGGGCCCAUUCCUAGUGCAUCCUGAGUUAAUAUAGACUAAGUCUCUAUGUGGGUGCAGUGUGCACUCCAGCAAAACAAAUACAUCCCAGAGUUAUGUGGUGCAUGGUUCAGGGUCCUCUGAAUAUUAUUCUGUGUCAAAGAAAACGUUAUGAAAUUCUUGGGAUUAUCAUAAAUCAACAGGCAACUUGAAGGCAAAUUCACGUGGCUCAUGGUCCUGGGGUCACUAGCCUACAUUCAUCCACAAUACCAAAUCAGUGGCAAUGGUCAGAUUGGUCAGCCACAGAUACAUCAAGUUGGAUCUCAAUAAAGAGCCUUACUUUCUGCAUUGUUUGUUGCCAGUGCAGCAUCUUGCUCUAUUGCAAAUACAAUACAACAGAGGUCGCAGUUGGAAAAUACGUAUCAUCUACCUGGAUAUCCUUAUCCUGGGUGCCAGUUCCUCAAGUACUAUACAGGCAGUCCCCAAGUUACAAACAUCUGACUUACAAAUGACUCAUACUUACAAAUGGAGGUGAGACAACAAGGAUUGAGAGAAAUCUGCCCCUAGGAAGAGAAAUUCACUCCUGGAAAAAUUAUCAUGGGGAAAAGUUGCUUCCACUGAAGCUUUCUAACCAAUCCUUGUUUCCACAACAAACCAUUUUUUUUCAAAAUCCAAUUAUCACAGGAAUUAUCACAGGAUAGAUAGAUACUAGAUAGAUAGAUAGAUAGAUAGAUAGAUAGAUAGAUAGAUAGACAGACAGACAGACAGACAGACAGACAGACAGGGCUGGAGUUACACUUUAAAAUGUACCUAUUCUGCCUUACAUGCAAAUUGAAUUUAAGAACUAACAGAAGCUAUCUUAUUUGUAACUUGUGAACUACCUGUAUAUAACUAGAUGUUCUUUGCAAAAUACGUAACAUCACAGAAAACAGUAAAGGGCAGGAGGCUAAGUGGAUAAUUAGUCCCAUCCAUAUUUGUACAGAAGAUAAUAUCCGCACAUCAAACUUUAGAAAAUCCAGAUACCCAGCAUAUGUUGUGAAAUUAUUGCAUUGCCAUAGGGGUAGAAACACUGUUAUAUAAGAAGCAAAGACCUUACUGGUUGCUGGGCCCAUUUAUUUGGAGACAUCAUAAUUCUGGAAAUAGAGCCUGCCAAUGAAUCUGUAUGCAACAAUCCAAAGAAAGUAUUGAUGGACAUCAUAUAAAAAGAUUAAUGAACAUUAAUCAUUUCAAAACUAGGUUUGGGACAAUAAUUAUUUAUGUAUUUAUUAAUGAAGGAUUUCUUCCCUUCCAUAUUAGGCUUUGAUUGUACUAAACAUUUGUUUAACAGAUGAAAAUGAAAUGUUUCUCGAUCUUCUAAAAUGUGUACAAAAUCCACCUUCCACCAUUUUCCUGUCCAUAAACUAUAUACAUAAAUCUUGAAGGGUCUGAGCAUACUGGGUUUCCUUUACC
Molecule: messenger RNA, 3290 nt
Organism: Anolis carolinensis (green anole)
Lineage: Eukaryota; Metazoa; Chordata; Lepidosauria; Squamata; Anolidae
Product: alcohol dehydrogenase 1
Exons: 8
Coding region: 220-1260 (346 amino acids)
Biological process (GO): retinoic acid metabolic process; retinol metabolic process
Cellular component (GO): cytosol
Molecular function (GO): all-trans-retinol dehydrogenase (NAD+) activity; zinc ion binding
Source: RefSeq, a predicted model, not a curated record